AUGCAGGGAGACCGAUCCUCUAGACGCGGCGGCGGCCGGCCCCCACGGGACAGGGACCACCAGUCCGGGCGCAGAGGAGGAGGAGGAUACAGAGACGAUCGCAACCAGGACCGCGACCGCAGACGAUACGACGAUGACCGCGACGACGACCGUGACGACAGACGGCGCUACCGAUCCAGAUCCAGAGAUAGGGACAGGGAAAGGGACAGGGGCAGGGGCGGAGGGAGACCCGGAAGAGACCAGGACAGCAGGCGUGACCGCUCCAGGUCGCGCGACAGACCGCAUCGCGACGGCCGCCCGCCACGCGACGCGCACGAUUCCCGCCGUGGGCGAGACUCCGAUGGCAGGGAUGCGAGGAACAGGGGCAGUGGGACACCUAGACACAGAGAUGAUCCUCGCCGGAGGUCGGCAUCGCCCCGACGCAGCGGCAGCCCUGCCACGGCAGACUUGCCCCACCGAGGCAAAGGCGGCGGAGAUAGGUCCAACACGAACUCCUCUAUGUCAUUCAAGGUCUCACGGCAAGACGGCGAGCGUGAUCGCGGUCGUCCAAGGGACGAGGAGGAAGAGAGCUACCCCGAUGACCGUGAACGGCGGGGCCGGAGAGACGAUGACGACGAAGGUGCCGAGCCAAUGGACCAGGACGAAGAGGACAUUGACGUCGAGGACGACGGCAUGGAUGACGACAUGGCAGCGAUGAUGGGCUUUGGGGGGUUCGGCACCACCAAGGGAAAGAAGGUGGUCGGCAACAACCUCGGCGCCGUGAGGAAGGAGAAGAAGACCGAGUACCGCCAGUACAUGAACCGUGUCGGAGGUUUCAACAGGCCUCUCAGUCCCGGCCGCUAA
This is a messenger RNA of Diaporthe citri, 843 nucleotides long. RefSeq lists its product as uncharacterized. The coding region runs from base 1 to 843 and encodes 280 amino acids. The transcript is spliced from 2 exons. Gene Ontology annotation, biological process: RNA splicing. NCBI's taxonomy places the organism in Eukaryota, Fungi, Ascomycota, Sordariomycetes, Diaporthales, Diaporthaceae. The record is from RefSeq and is a predicted model, not a curated record. Gene Ontology annotation, cellular component: precatalytic spliceosome.